GGGUCGGUGCGCGCUUGGCGGCUGCUCGCUGCUCGCCCUCGGAGCCCUCUGCUCUUCUUGCGGCGGGGAAGAAGCCCCCGGAUCGAGGUCCUCCGCGUGCGGUUGCUUGCAAGGCUCCGGGGAAACUGGCUGGCUCCCCCGGAUCUCGGCGGCUGCUGCUGAAUUCCACCAUGUGCUCUUCAGACGCUAGGAGACACUAUUCGUGGUUCAGCCACAGAAUGUUCUCUUAGUACUGGACAGCUGGCUCUGGGUGCCCAGAUUGGGCUGCUAGUCCAGCAGCAGUGAGGUUGACCCAUUUUGCCUCUGGAAUCUGCCCAGGCAAUGGACUCCCACAUGGACCUGCUGACAGAGCUUCAGCUGCUGGAUAAGGUACCAACACUAGAGCGGCUCCGGGCAGCCCAGAAACGCAGGGCUCAACAGCUGAAGAAGUGGGCACAGUACGAGAAGGAGAUGCAGCACAAAAAGAGGAAACAUGAGAAGAGGAGGAAUGUGAUCAGCCGCAAGAAGGUUUCGUUUGAGGCCAGCGUUGCACUGCUGGAGGCGUCAUUAAGGAAUGAUGUUGAGGAAGUCUGUUAUUUAUUGAACAACAACUUCAGCCCUGACCUGUGUAAUGAAGAUGGAUUAACUGCACUGCAUCAGUGCUGCAUAGACAACUAUGAAGAAAUAGUCAAGCUUCUCCUGAACCAUGGAGCCAAUGUCAAUGCAAAGGACAAUGAAUUAUGGACUCCUCUUCAUGCAGCAGCAACCUGUGGGCAUAUCAACUUGGUGAAGAUCCUGAUUCAGCAUGGGGCAGACCUACUGGCUGUGAAUGCAGAUGGAAACAUGCCAUAUGACCUCUGCGAAGAUGAGCCAACCUUAGAUGUUAUUGAGACCUGCAUGGCAUACCAGGGAAUCACCCAGGAGAAGAUCAAUGAGAUGCGGGCUGCCCCCGAGCAGGCAAUGGUUGGCGAUAUCACAGAGUUGAUAGCAACGGGGCAGGAUCUGAACACAUCUGAUGAACAAGGUGCUACACUGUUACAUAUAGCUGCAGCCAAUGGCUACCUUCAUGCAGCAGAGAUUCUUCUAGACCAUGGAGCAAGGCUGGACCUCCGAGACUGGGAUAGCUGGGAGCCCCUCCAUGCUGCUGCCUUCUGGGGACAUAUGCAGAUGGCUGAGUUGUUGGUGUCCCAUGGUGCAAGUUUGAGUGCCCGGACUGCCCUGGAUGAGAUGCCAAUAGACCUCUGUGAAGAAGAGGAGUUUAAGGUUCUGCUUUUGGAACUGAAGCAUAAGCAUGAUGUCAUCAUGAAAUCUCAGAUGAGACACAAAUCCUCGUUGAGCAGGAGGACGUCCAGCACUGGAAGCAGAGGGAAAGUGGUUCGGAGGGCAAGCCUUUCUGACCGAACAAACCUUUACAGAAAGGAGUAUGAGAAGGAAGCCAUUGUCUGGCAGCAAAUAGAAUCUUCUGAAGAGCAGAGAACCUCUGGGUACAACGGUGACCUCAGGGAAGUUUGCUCCAAUCAAGAAAACACAGAUCCGAACUCUGCCACAGAUACACCCACAUUUCUUCCUGAGUUGGCAUCCAAAAGCACGCAAUGUGACUCAGAAACUCUGCUCCAGAAUGGGCUGAGCUUAUCCUCUGCCACUUACCAAUAUUCUAUCCCCAAUGGAGAUGUUUGGAACAUGCAUUCUGUUGUAGACAACAAUACUAGCCAAGCACUGCCCUAUGAUAGCCCUGGGGUCCCAGAUGUUCAUCAAAUCUGGGGGGGCUACAAAGAAAGGAGCCAUCAAACUCUCUCGGAGCUGAAACGGCAGAGGGCUGCAGCCAAGCUUCUCAAUCACCCCUUCAUCAGUACACACUUUGGCAGCAACGUGGGAGGCACAACAGAAAACGGGGGAGAAGCAAAAGAGCACUUGAUCAAUUCCAGGACUCCUUCGUAUACAGCCAAUGGGACCUCAGUUUAUUACACAGUGUCGAGUGGUGACCCACCUCUCUUAAAAUUUAAAGCUCCCAUGGAAGAAAUGGAGGAGAAGGUGCAUGGGUGCUGCCGGAUUUCCUGAUCUAAGUUCAUUCCUAACUGGAGGAGAUAUACCAAGUUGGGCAGGGCAUGUUGCAUCCAUUCUUGAGUCUGGGCUGUUACCACUGCUAAAUGGGAGAAUCUGGACAAGUCAUUUGAAGCUCAGCCAGGUUUAUUCAUCUUUAGUACUUUACUUUGCUUUUGCAGUUCCUUUUUUAAAAAAUCAAGCAGCUAUAGGUGGCAAAGGGAAGUCCAGGAGGGGAGGCAACUCCUUAUUACAUGUGCAAGGCUACCAGAGUAAAAGCACUCUAAGCACAUUUCAUUUCAAAUCCCAUCUGAUUAAGAAUCCCUGCUUUCUGACCUUCCUGGGCACUCCUGAAAACUAACCCUUUGGGGACAAACCCUCUCAAAGCAUCCUUGGUGCAUCAUUACCUGAGGUGCAUAAUCCAAACCCAGCACUUUUUCCUUACGGGCAAACUUAGGUGACUGCUUAAGGACCCAGUUUGCUUGCCCAAAUGUGAGGCUUUUGCACACAAAGAUAAUGCACUUUAAUACCACCAGUCUGAACAUUUCACUUUUCAGGUGAUACCACAUUCAAGCCAUCAUCCCACCACCAAGUUUAUGAGCCAUCACUUCCUGAUGCACUUUUUGUAUACAAAUGGAGAGCUGCACAGGCCUCUGCAAGUUUUAUCCAGUUCCAAUUUAAAUUUUGUCAUAUUCCAGCAAGAGGAUACCACAUUUGGAUAUUCCCCAGGCUGCUAUAGGGGAAGCGUUGUGAGGGAAGGAUUAUCAAUCUAAACAUUAUUUCUUACCAAACUGACUCUUGUAAUAUCAUUUGGGUUAGCCUAUGAUACUCUAUGUCAUUUGGGUUAGCCUGUGAUACUAUGUCUGUUUAAAAUGGCUCUUAAACAUUAAAAACUGUGGCCAGUUUGUUUGGCGAAACAAUCCCUUAUUCUACUGUGAUCUUCAUAUCAGUUUCUGAUGUUCUCCAAUUUCUUCUUUUCUCAGCCAUUUUUUUUUCUGCUUGGCUAUUAAUGACAAUCUGUUGGCCUGGUCGUUGG
This is a messenger RNA of Eublepharis macularius, 3055 nucleotides long. RefSeq names its product protein phosphatase 1 regulatory subunit 16B (gene PPP1R16B). Gene Ontology annotation, cellular component: cytoplasm. NCBI's taxonomy places the organism in Eukaryota, Metazoa, Chordata, Lepidosauria, Squamata, Eublepharidae. The record is from RefSeq and is a predicted model, not a curated record. The transcript is spliced from 11 exons. Gene Ontology annotation, biological process: establishment of endothelial barrier; regulation of sprouting angiogenesis. Gene Ontology annotation, molecular function: enzyme inhibitor activity; protein binding; protein phosphatase regulator activity. Bases 322 to 2037 code for a protein of 571 amino acids.